Pleuronectes platessa (European plaice) is the source of this 1883-nucleotide messenger RNA. RefSeq names its product crystal protein. The coding region runs from base 51 to 1883 and encodes 610 amino acids. The transcript is spliced from 8 exons. The record is from RefSeq and is a predicted model, not a curated record. NCBI's taxonomy places the organism in Eukaryota, Metazoa, Chordata, Actinopteri, Pleuronectiformes, Pleuronectidae. Gene Ontology annotation, molecular function: cholinesterase activity.
CUGAUCUGAGCAGCAGCGUCUGGGGAAGCAUGAGCGGAUUCUAAGGCAACAUGGAGAGCUGGCCCUGUUUUCUUCUUCUGUGCCCACUAAGUUUAAUGCUGGUCUCUGGAGAGGAGACGAGAAAUGAUGACAUCGACCUUGCGAGCUUCCUGAGAACGAUCUACCCUGGGCCGCUGGUGAGAGACGAGCCGUUCAUUAUCAACCGACACUUUGAGAUAAACUCCCCCAAGGAGCCGGGACGCCUCCAGGUCCUCUCAAUCCCGGAGCGGACCAAGGACGAGCCAGGCGGUCAGGACACAGAUGGGGCUCCUGGACCUGUAGUGUUAACUAAAGAUGGGCAGAUUAAGGGGGUUACAGUGGAUAAGGCCCAUAUAUUCUAUGGGGUACCAUAUUCAGACCCCCCUGUUGGGGCUUACCGCUGGAAGCCCCCCAGACCUGUGACUCCUUGGCCGGGGGUAUAUGAUGCCUCCUUUCCGAGGGCUGCAUGCAUGCAGGCCUGCAGCGGACCUAUCACUGCGGAGUGUCCUCAUAAAGUCAGCGAGGACUGUCUCUACCUCAACAUCUUCGUGCCUCUGGAUGUGAACUUCCCCUCCCCACUGCAGAGCCCACUGCCCGUCAUGGUGUGGAUCCACGGCGGCGACUUCAUCGCUGGCUCCGCCUCCAAGCCGCUGUAUGACGGUCGCUUCAUCAGUAACUUUACCAACACUAUAGUUGUAGGCAUGGAGUACCGGCUGGGGGCCUUUGGAUUCCUCGUGUCGGGCAAAGACCCUCACACCUCAGCCGCAGGGAAUUAUGGGAUUUUGGACCAGCAGGCAGCUUUCCUCUGGGUCCAGCGGAACAUUGCAGUGUUUGGUGGUGAUCCCAGCAAGGUGACGAUAUUUGGAGAGAGUGCAGGCGCCCAGUCCGUGAGUCUCCACCUGAUGACCCCGAGCAGCAAGCCUCUGUUUGAACAAGCUGUGCUGCAGAGUCUGCCCUUCUCCAUCCCUCUGAAGACCAGACAUGAUGCCCUGAAGCUGGGAAGGGACUUUUCUAAACAGACCAACUGCUCUAUGAGCGACUUCGUCUGCCUGCUCUCUCUCAGUCCACAGACCGUCCUCGCCGCCCAGAUGAAAACAACUUCUAAGAUCGUGAACCCGUUCAGGUUCCUGGAGGUUUUCGAGACGUGGGGUCCGCACAUCGAUGGGGAAUUGAUAAAGGAACAGACCAUCACAGCGUUCCAAAAGGGCCACUGGCAGAAAGAGAAGCCUCUGCUGCUGGGUACGACCUCAGAGGAGGGGGUGAUCUUUGUGUAUGGUGUCUUCAAUAAGCCAGUCUCAGCAGUGGAGGCCACUGUGUACAUUACUGCCAUCUUUAAACAACACACUCUGAGGGUCCUGCACAAGUACCUGCCUCUGUUCAGCGUAGCCGACCGCAGGGACAUGCUGGCUCAGAUCGUUACCGACUAUGUGUUCCUGUGUCCAUCCAGGAGGUCGGCACGUGCCGGCAUUAAAAUGGGCAGUGAGGUGUGGAUGUAUGUGUUCGACCAUGUAGCGUCAGACCAUCGCGUCUGGUCAGGUCUGACGUUUUGCUACCAGCAUGCCUGCCACGGUGCCGAGCUGCCCUUCCUCUUUGACUCAGCCCCAGUGGCCAACUUCACCAUGCUGCCGCAAGAGAAACUGCUGUCCAAUCGGAUGCUGUGCUAUUGGGGCGCCUUCGCCCACACAGGUGACCCUUCCUCGAGAGCUCGACAGAAAACUUUCUGCCGGGAGCAGCGUCUGCCCGUUUGGCCGCGCUAUUCCGACACCAGCGGCUGGCUGGUCAUGAACCUGACAGUGCGUUCACAUGCACAAGUGGGAACCAGGAACCAUAUAUGUGACUUCUGGGACCAACUGGGCAUCUACUAA